Penicillium malachiteum is the source of this 1326-nucleotide messenger RNA. Its product is annotated as KilA-N domain-containing protein. Gene Ontology annotation, cellular component: nuclear membrane complex Bqt3-Bqt4. The coding region runs from base 1 to 1326 and encodes 441 amino acids. Gene Ontology annotation, molecular function: DNA binding. The record is from RefSeq and is a predicted model, not a curated record. Gene Ontology annotation, biological process: meiotic attachment of telomere to nuclear envelope; mitotic telomere tethering at nuclear periphery. The transcript has 5 exons. NCBI's taxonomy places the organism in Eukaryota, Fungi, Ascomycota, Eurotiomycetes, Eurotiales, Aspergillaceae.
AUGUCGCGAUCUCUACCAAAAAAGAACAACCCGUUGAUCUUGGCCGACGUUGCUCCUGUUUAUGAGGAGCUGCUUGCGCGCCGUCGUCUUGGAAAGACCAACCUCUUUGUCAAGCCUACCCAAAUUGGAACCUCUAAUGCGACUAAGCCUGAGAACCUGGGCCUGUUCGAGUAUGCUCACCUCCGGGCUCCAUUGCCCAAGGACCUGAAAGGAUCCGAGAUUUUCCCAUCACACAACUCUCAACAGCAUCCUGAGACUUACUUCUUGAUGCGAAGGAGCAAGGAUGGAUUCGUCAGCGCAACUGGCAUGUUCAAGAUUGCCUUCCCAUGGGCUAAGGUGGAAGAGGAGCGCACUGAGAGAGAAUACCUGAAGGCCCGUGAGCACACAAGCCAGGAAGAGGUUGCGGGCAACGUUUGGAUUUCUCCCCUGUUCGCUCUCGAGCUGUCCAGGGAAUAUCAGAUGUACGACUGGGUCCGUGCUUUGUUAGAUCCUGCCGAUAUUGUACAGAGCCCCGCCAGUGCAAAGAAGCAGAUUACCCCUCCACCCAAGUUCGAGUUGCCAGGCGAGGAGCCCUCACUCGCCCGUGGCCGUAGCCGUCGCUCGGUUUCUCCCAGCAAGACUUCCCCUAUCAAGAAGUCUGUUUCCCCUCGCAAGUCUCGGCAGCCCCGCUUAAAAGAAGUCCCCAGCACUCCUUCAACAAGUGCUGCCAAUGAUAGCCUGCAGAAGGCUCUGGAGGUGACAGCCUCAGCUGUGGAAACUGAGUCAGUGAACGACAUUAUUGAGACUGUGGAGGAAACCGAAGUGAAGACUGUUGCCUCGCCAGAGAAGAAGAGAGGCCGCAAGCCUAAGAAGGUUGUUCCGGAGACCGAAGAGGAGACGGAGCAGACAAAGGAAGACAAGAGUGAAGAGAAGGCAGAGAAGAAACAGAAGGAUACUUCGGCGUCUGAACUUGUCAUUGAAAAGACCCCCAUUGUGGAACCUGAAGUUGCUCAAACGACUAUCUCCCUCGAUAUGCCCAUCCUUCUGCCCGAGGUUCCCUCGGCCAAGGAAACAGAAGAUAUGAUUGCCAAGGCCAAAGAGAUGGUGGAGGAUGCUAUCAAGACCCAAGCAGCCGAUGGCGUUCCCGCAGAUCCAUCUGUCACGAUCACAAAGAAGCGGAAGCCCGAGGAGGACGAUGACGAAGAGACCGAGGCCGAAGCCGCCCAGCGGGCGAAGAAGGCCAAGGUUUUGGAAGAGAAGCUCAAGCGUGAGCGCGUUCGUAACCGAGCGCUUUUUGGCGUCUCUGCAGCUUUUGCCCUUGCUGCUUCAAUUCCUUACUUCCUCUGA